Tuber melanosporum (Perigord truffle) is the source of this 949-nucleotide messenger RNA. RefSeq lists its product as uncharacterized. NCBI's taxonomy places the organism in Eukaryota, Fungi, Ascomycota, Pezizomycetes, Pezizales, Tuberaceae. The transcript is spliced from 4 exons. The record is from RefSeq and is a predicted model, not a curated record. Gene Ontology annotation, cellular component: extracellular region. The coding region runs from base 530 to 856 and encodes 108 amino acids.
GUUAAUUGGUUUGAAUCCCUUGCCUGUGCAUUCCUCCCAGCUCCGCCCACCACUGGCCAUACGAAUCCAAUACUGUACAGUACCUGAGCACUUCUUUCUUCCCUCUUUGCUUGUGGCUGGGGGAGGUUGAGGUUACUGUGAUAACCUGUGGCUGGAAUACCGUAGGGUACUACAACUGCUACGUACCUCCCUCCUUGCGGGGGCUAGCUACAUACCUGCUCUUCCGUGUCUCUACCUCUCCAGCUGGCUGGUCUUACUCUCUUUUUCGAGAGCUCUUAAUCCCAGCAGAGCAAAGAUGCUGAACCACCUCCCCCUCCUCCUCAUAUCCGCCCUCCUCUCCAGCACUACCGUCCUCCCCACAAAAAUCAACCCCCGCCACGCUUCUCCACAAAACUCCCCACCCCAGCCCAGUGACCCCUACUUCAACAACGAUCUCCCACGCUUUAAAAAGGAAAUCCUGGGAGCGCACAAUACUCGCCGUAGAGAAUUCGGCGUGGCCCCGCUGUCAUGGGAUAAUGAGCUCUGGAAGAUGGCGAAGAACGUGACUAAGUCCUGCAUCUUCGAGCAUUCUCACGGGCCUUACGGCGAGAACUUGUACGGUAGCGGCGGCGGUUAUCCCACAGCUGCGGUGGAUGGCUUUGCGGACGAAGUCAAGAACUACAGGGACGAUAAUCUGAUCUGGGAUGGGAACUCGCCGAGGACUAAGGAUGGGUCUGUCAUUGGGCAUUAUACACAGGUCGCCUGGAAGGACACGGUUAAAGUGGCCUUUGCAACGAGUGAUCAAAAGUGUAAUUUUGAAAUUGGGGCUAUGUGGUUCAUAGUAUGCGAAUACGGCCGCGAGGGAAUAUCAUCAUGAGUAGUGAAAACCUCUACGAGAAGAACGUUGGCCGUCCGGGGCAACCGUUCAAGGGGCCUACAGAUAUCAAUGUUGAUGUACCGCCGUACAAAA